AUGAUUGGGUGGAGUAUAGCGAUGGAAACUAAAUAUUAUGAUAAGAGCAGAGAUUAUGAGGAUUAUAAAGAAAGAUAUGAGGAAGUUCAGGAGGAAUUAAUUGAAAGAGCAAAGGCAGAGGAGAAAUUAGAAAGUGCCAAGGCUCGGGAGUUAGGUUUGACAAAAUUAUUAGAAGAUACCAAAACCGAGUUGAGUUUAGUUCGAGUGGAGAAAGACAAUCAAGUGGCGAUAUUCGAAAACAAACUCGACCAAAAAUCAGCAUUAUUAGAAAAUAUUCGCCAAGAGUUAAAGAAUUUAGAAAUUAAAAGUGAAAAAGAAAAAGCCGAAAAAAACAGUGAGGUUAAAGAAAAAGAUAGUGAACUAAAAGAAAAGGAAAAAGAGUUAAAACAAAAAGAAGAGGAAGUUAAAAAAUCACAAAGAAAAGCCGGACAAUCUCGCGAAGAAUUAUUAAGUGAAAAAUCAAGAUUAAAAGAGGAAAAAUUAAAGGCUUUUACUACUCCUUUGGGAGUUAGUUUACAGCAAUUUAACAACUUACGCCGAUAUUAUGAAAGAUUAACCGAUGCUCGCAAAAAUUUUAAUCAAGCCAAUAUUGAAACCCAUGAGGAUAAUGUUGCUGUGAUUGAGGAAGAAUUUCGUCAAGCCAAUAUUAGUGUUGAAAACAUUCAAAAAAUAUUAGUAAGUUCAGAAGAAAAAGAGGAAGCCAAUAAAAAAAUCCAAGAAAUAAAUAAGGCUUAUGAGAUUUUAGGCGAUGAAGAAAUGAAAAGAAGAUAUGAUAACGGAGAAGAAUUUACCUCUGAUUUUAGUGGUUAUGAUUAUGAAGGAGAAAUUAAGGAGGAGUUUAGAAGAAGGGAAGAAGAAUUGAGAAAGGCAAAAGUAGAUGUCAUAGAUAUCGAAUUGGAAAUACUUAAAUUAGAAAUGAAGUCAUUAGACCGCUCUUCGACAAUUAACGAGAUAGGAAUGGCUUUUAACCUUACUUACCCCCGCGUUUUUAAGGAAAAUUUAGACAGUAAAUUAUGA
Diversispora eburnea is the source of this 1017-nucleotide messenger RNA. The record is from the annotation of a GenBank genome assembly. Lineage: Eukaryota; Fungi; Glomeromycota; Glomeromycetes; Diversisporales; Diversisporaceae.